Molecule: messenger RNA, 573 nt
Organism: Microplitis mediator
Lineage: Eukaryota; Metazoa; Arthropoda; Insecta; Hymenoptera; Braconidae
Gene: ND-15
Exons: 2
Coding region: 166-477 (103 amino acids)
Source: RefSeq, a predicted model, not a curated record
UGGGUCCCUGAUAAUAAUUAGUGCUUUUACCUUACCAACUUUUAAAAUCUUUCUUCUUACUUCAGUCUUACCAACAGCUGUUGGCUCUCAAUUGUCAUUCAUCUGUAUCCGAAAAAUAUUUAUAAUUAUAGUCAGGAUUGAUCAAUAAAUAAAAAGAGCACAACAAUGUCUCUGCUAGUUACACCAUGGUUCCGUAACGUCUUCACUGACAUAUUCGGAGGUCUUUUGAACUUCCAGGACCAUCCUGAGUGUGCAAAACACGAGCUCCGAGUGGUUGACUGUCUUGAGGCCUAUGGAACUCAUCACGGCAAGGCCAAGUGCCGUGUUCUCCUGGAAGACUUUCGUGAAUGUGUCUGGAGAGACAAGCAGGUCUUGAGAAUGAGGAUUAUGAACAUGGAACGUAAGAGACAGUACGAUGAUGGGGAGCGUGAGGCAGAUGGUUUUUGGGCAAAAGCUCCGAGAGCGGAUUCCUAUUAGUUUCAUUUAAAUUAAUUACUAAAUACUUGAUUAAUAAAUAAAUUAUAAUUAAUGUAGUUUAUUUGAAAAAAUAAUAAAUUAUACUGUAAAAUAAAA